AUUGAGUACGAGUAAAGCGUCGGCGGUUUCUAGGGUUUAGUUAUCAGAGCCAUCUCCGUCGAUCCUAUUACCCAAACCAAAUCAAUCUCUCUUCUUCCUACCGCUUGCUGAUUCUCUCUCACCGUUGCUGUUCUCUCCGUGGAUAUGGCGGCGGAAGUGGCAGCCCCCUCGCGCGGCCGUCAGGUGCGUUUGGAAGACGAUAACAUGGUGUUCGAGACGAGCCCAGGAGUAGAGGCCGUCACGAGCUUCGAUCAGAUGGGGAUUGGCGACGAUCUACUCCGCGGAAUAUACGCCUACGGGUUCGAGAAGCCCUCGGCAAUCCAGCAGAGAGCCAUCAUGCCUAUUGUGAGCGGCCGCGACGUUAUCGCCCAGGCCCAAUCCGGAACUGGAAAGACUUCCAUGAUCGCUCUCUCUGUUUGCCAAAUGGUGGACACCUCCUCCCGAGAAGUGCAGGCAUUGAUUCUGUCACCCACAAGAGAACUCGCUUCACAGACAGAAAAAGUAAUGUUAGCAAUUGGCGAUUACAUAAAUGUCCAAGCUCAUGCUUGUAUUGGUGGGAAGAGCAUAGGAGAGGAUAUAAGAAAACUUGAAUAUGGCGUUCAUGUUGUCUCAGGAACACCUGGUAGAGUCUGUGACAUGAUAAAGAGAAGGACACUCCGCACAAGAUCAAUUAAAUUACUUGUCCUUGAUGAAUCUGAUGAGAUGUUAAGUAGAGGAUUUAAGGAUCAAAUAUAUGAUGUGUACAGAUAUCUCCCCCCUGAUCUUCAAGUGGUUCUGAUAUCUGCAACCCUUCCACAUGAAAUAUUAGAGAUUACUAGCAAGUUUAUGACAGAUCCUGUGAGAAUACUUGUCAAACGUGAUGAAUUAACUCUUGAGGGUAUCAAGCAAUUCUUUGUAGCUGUUGAGAGAGAAGAAUGGAAGUUUGAUACUUUGUGUGAUCUCUAUGAUACACUGACAAUAACGCAAGCUGUUAUUUUCUGCAACACAAAGAGAAAGGUUGAUUGGCUGACUGAAAAAAUGCGUAGUAAUAACUUCACAGUGUCUUCAAUGCAUGGUGAUAUGCCUCAGAAAGAAAGAGAUGCCAUUAUGUCUGAGUUCAGGUCUGGCGCAACACGUGUGCUAAUCACAACCGAUGUUUGGGCUCGUGGCAUUGAUGUUCAGCAGGUUUCUCUGGUGAUAAAUUAUGAUCUUCCAAACAAUCGCGAGCUUUACAUACAUCGCAUUGGGCGUUCAGGACGUUUUGGCCGCAAGGGCGUUGCGAUAAACUUCGUGCGCAAGGAUGACAUAAAGAUACUACGAGACAUCGAACAAUAUUACAGUACUCAAAUUGAUGAAAUGCCUAUGAAUGUUGCUGAUCUUAUUUAAACCACAGAGUAUGAUACUGGAGUUGAGAUCUAUAUUGGAACUGGAAGAAACACAUUUGUGUUGCAAUUGACGCUUGAGUUUUGCAUCAAAGCUGCCUUUUAAAUAUAAAUGAGUGCUGUUGCGUUUGGUAAAGCGUUCAGUUUUUCGCUUAGUUUUUAGUAAUUAUGAAUCUAUAUCUAUAUCAAUGAAGCUAUUGAGUGAACAUAUAAAUAUUUAUGUCUACUGUUACAUGUUGUAAAAAGCUGAAUGUGUAGUUGGGGAGAUUAUUCUGUGUUGUCGUCGGACACUGUUGGAGAUGAAUCAAGAUCCGUCACGUCACUUUUUUGUUGUGCACUGGUGUUGUGUAUCAAUUGACGUGGUGCGUUCUGAUUUAUCUUCGGACUGUCCGAUGAACACAUAAAAUAAUUUCUCGUAGUUUGGAUUGUUUGGUUAUGUUUUUCUUGUUUUUAUUUCUAAAGUGUUGACUUGAAUAUGAAUUAGUCAGUUUAUUAAUGAGAUAAUAUUUGUUCAAAUA
Dendrobium catenatum is the source of this 1879-nucleotide messenger RNA. RefSeq names its product eukaryotic initiation factor 4A-3. Bases 145 to 1365 code for a protein of 406 amino acids. Gene Ontology annotation, molecular function: mRNA binding; ATP binding; RNA helicase activity. The record is from RefSeq and is a predicted model, not a curated record. Lineage: Eukaryota; Viridiplantae; Streptophyta; Magnoliopsida; Asparagales; Orchidaceae. The transcript has 8 exons. Gene Ontology annotation, cellular component: catalytic step 2 spliceosome; nucleolus.